This is a messenger RNA of Thecamonas trahens ATCC 50062, 1557 nucleotides long. Its product is annotated as hydroxylamine reductase. Gene Ontology annotation, cellular component: cytoplasm. Gene Ontology annotation, molecular function: peroxidase activity; hydroxylamine reductase activity; iron-sulfur cluster binding. Lineage: Eukaryota; Apusomonadida; Apusomonadidae. The transcript has 2 exons. Gene Ontology annotation, biological process: response to hydrogen peroxide. The record is from RefSeq and is a predicted model, not a curated record. The annotation marks the transcript as partial.
CCACCCAAGGUUGCGGCCCAACAGGAUCUCCUGGUUGAGCAGCUGAAGCGGAUUGCGAUCAAUGCCGAUGCCAUCAACAAGGCCGGCGGCUCGCUGCCGCCCGAGGUCGACGCCUUUAUGCUCGGCGGCCUUUUUUCCACUCUGACCAACGUCAACUUUGACUCAUCCCGCUUUGCCGACUACAUCAAGCACGCCGGUGAUCUGCACGAAAUGACUCAAAACGUGGCGCUGGCAGCUGGCGCAACCGGAACGACCAAGGCUGUCGGCGUCAAGGCCUACGACGACGAGCAGCUUGGCCUCCUUGCAUCGCGGUACUCGGUCCUUGCGCGGCGAGAUGCAGUGGGCGACGCGGACCUCAGCUCCGCCAUCGAGCUCGGAACAUACGCCCUCAAGGGCAUGGCGGCGUAUGCAGACCAUGCGGCCAAGCUUGGUGUCACCGAUGACUCUGUCCAUGCGUUUAUCCACUCGGCGCUGGCCAAGAUCGCCCGGGUCGAGUCGGGCGCCGAGUCGGCGACCAUGGCCGACAUGCUGCAGCACGUCCUUGACAUCGGCGGCAAGAACGUCGAGGUCAUGGCCAUGCUCGACUCUGCGCAUCGGACUGCAUUUGGUACCCCCACGCCGCGCAGCGUGACCACAACGCCCAAGGAGGGCAAGGCCAUCUUGGUCUCCGGCCACGACCUCGCCGAUCUCCAAGCGCUGCUCGAGCAGACAAAGGACACCGGCAUCCGGGUCUACACCCACGGCGAGAUGCUGCCGGCCCAUGGCUAUCCGGAGCUUGCCAAGUACCGCCACCUCGCAGGCCACUACGGAACGGCGUGGCAGCUGCAGCAGCUCGAGUUUAACCUGUUCCCGGGUGCCAUUGUGGUGACGACAAACUGCCUCAUGCCGCCGCGGCGCAAGUAUGCCAACCGGCUGUUCACCACCAACGCCGUCGGCUUUGACGGCAUCCAGCACGUGCCAUCCACCGACUUUACCCCACGGCUUAUCGCCCCGGCCCCGGCCAUGAACGUCGGCUAUGGCCACUCGGCCAUCGUUGCCCUCGCCGGCACCAUCAAGGACCUGGUCGAGGCCGGCCAGAUCUCGCGGUUCUUUGUCAUCGGCGGCUGCGACGGCUCAGAGUCCGAGCGCUCGUACUUUACCAAGCUUGCCAAGCUCACACCCGCUGACUCGGUCAUCCUCACCGCCGGCUGCGGCAAGUACCGGCUCAACACGCUUCCGCUUGGCGAGCUGAGCGAGACCGGCCUGCCGCGGGUCCUGGACCUCGGGCAGUGUAACGAUUCGUACGGCGCAGUCGUCGUCGCCAACACCCUUAAGGACGCCUUUGGCCUUGACUCCAUCAACGACCUCCCGCUCUCGAUCAGCCUCUCCUGGCUCGAGCAAAAGGCCGUUGCGGUCCUCGCCUCGCUCCUCCACCUCGGGAUCCGCAACAUCCGCAUCGGUCCCUCGCUGCCGGCCUUUGUCACGCCGGCCGUCCUUGACGUCCUCGUCUCCGACUUUGGACUCAAGCCCAUCGGCAAGCCCGAAGACGAUAUCGCCGCCAUGAUGCGCGGGGAGUAG